Messenger RNA from Penaeus vannamei (Pacific white shrimp), 5394 nucleotides. The record is from RefSeq and is a predicted model, not a curated record. NCBI's taxonomy places the organism in Eukaryota, Metazoa, Arthropoda, Malacostraca, Decapoda, Penaeidae.
AUCGUACCAUAGUGUCAGCCUGCACAUCUCUUGUAUCUGAACCUCAUACUGUUGAAAGAAGUGAAGAAUUUGCCAUGCCACCCGAACUGAACUAUGCCAGUGUAGAACCUGUCAUAAGGUUUAUAUACAGUGGGCGUCUAGAUGUUAGGGGAUCUCGUAGUGAAAUGACUGCUAUUUACAAUGCAGCUCAGAGGCUUCAAGUUUCUCUCCUAACACGUUUAAUGGACCGUCGUUUCCCUUACCUGACACCCUCAAGAAACUCUGCAAACAGACUGCCAGUAUGGAGGAGAACCCCAGACAGACAAUCAAGACAUCAGAAGCAGCAGCCAUCAAAAGCAGCCACCAAAGGAAGCAUACCAAGAGUGCCAACAUCCCCCACCACAUCGUCGGACAAACAACACAAGUCCUUUUCAGAUGAUGAACUACAAGCAAGAACCUCUCCAGAUAUCCUAGAAAUAAGUUCAAAGGAAAUUCCUGAAGGUGCUGCAGGUAGUGGACCAGAAGAAGAAGAAGAAGCUGGUGACGGUAUAUAUUUACUUGUCACAAAUAGUCAGAAAAUUGCACAGGCAAAUGCUGCUGUCAGAAGAAAGAGACCAGCAGAGCAAGCAAGACCCACAAGAUUUGAGCUGGAGGAGGAGUCUGAAAAUGCUAGUGUAAAAAUUGCAACAUGGUCUUCAAAGAGUUCAAAUGUUCCUUCAUUCUUUCCUUCAACUUCCAUUCAAGGGCAGGAGCCUACCACAGCAUUCUUAUCUUCCACACAUACUACCUCAGCAGACAGUUCAGAUUUGCAGCAAAAGUUUGUUAAUGUAACGACAUCUGGAACUGUCUCUUCUCCCAAAUGCAAUUCAGUUUCACCAAGUUCAGAUGGGCUUACAGGCAGCUCACCUACAUCAAGACAGUGUGUACAACCACAUGAUCAAUAUACUUUCAUGUCACACACUACAUCUAAUGAUCCAGCUCCAUCACACAGUGCAGAGGAUGAUGCCAUCACAGUCAUAGAAGAUGUUCCCAUAAGUUUGAAUGCAAGAUCAAAAGGCCACAUAGUGGGUGCUCAAGAGAAUGAAAAUAUAGUCGAUGAUGAUGCUGGAAGAGAUGGUGAUGAUUUAAUGGAGAAAAUUUCCAAUAUUUGCAGACAAUUAGAAGAUAGAGACUCUGAUGACAGUGAGUCAAACCUAGAGGAAUCCUUUGAAUCAAGUGACAACAGCAUGAAUUUCAUGCACAGUGGCUCUUGUGUCACAUCAGAUUGCUCAUCUCACACACCUGAUGAUCUUAAAAAUGAGUCUCUAGGAAUGCAUCAAUCAAGCACAUCAGUGAAAUCAAUACUAAAAAGAAAAAAAGAUAAGAACAAGAUAGGAACAAAGAAGCGUGUUUCUUUUCCUCUAGACGAGAACGAUGAAUUAAUUAAUGAAGUUGCAACUUAUUCUCAUUCAAAAGAACCAUCACAGUCACUUCUGGAUGUCCAAAAAACUGUUGGAAGUUUCAGAUCAAGUGAGGAUGUAUCUUCUCCUGUCAAACUUACGUUAUCAUUGAAAAAGAAAGUUCUUGUGAACCUAGCUCUUGGGGAGUCAGAGACCAGUGAAUCUCAGUCUAGUCACAGAAAUGUGAAAAAUAAGAACAAAAAAGAUAGCAAUUCCCCAAGCCAGUCAACUAGUCAAGGUGUAAGUCAGGGUGACAUGUCUAAUCAUGCAAAAAUUAUCUCUGAGGUUUUGAAAAAAUAUCCUCAUUUAGUAAAAGACAAGAAAAACAUACGACUUAAAAUUCUCAAAAAAGGAAAUGACAAGGCAGGCAGUGGAAAAUUGGUGAAAUCCAAAGUUCAGUAUCUUGUUUUAAGUGAAAAUGAAUCCAAAGCUAAGCCAGGGAGUAAACUUUCUAAAAGUCCCACAAGUUCUGUACCCAAGGGUGACAGCUCUACCACAAGAGGAGCACAAAGUUCUCAAACUUUUGACUGCCCCGAAUGUAGGGACUUAUCCUUUACAACAUACUUUGCAUUCAAAAAGCAUGUGUUAUAUGAGCAUAAAGAUAAAAGCAGUGCUAUUUUAGCAAAUGUUGAGAGUGUACCAUAUGCUUGUUUUACCUGUUUUCUUAAUGAGCCGUUAGAGUUUAGUGACUACUGUAGUUAUCAACAGCACAUGAAAGAUGUACACAGUAAGAGUGAGGCACGCCUGUGUAGCAUUUGUGGAUUUAGACCAGGAAGGAAGCUGGAGUUGGCAUAUCAUUUAUAUACAGAACACAACAAAACACCUAGAAACAUAACAUUUCCAAAAUGUGAUCUUUGUGAUCAUGUUGCUAUGACUGAAGCAGCCUUACUGAAACACAGGUCACAACAUGCCAAUGCAGAUAAUUACACUUGUUCUGUUUGUGGAGUUGCAUUUCGCUCUUUUGGAGCUCUGCAGGGCCACAUGCAAACUAAGUUGUGUCAAAAUAAACCAAGCAUUAGCCACAAGUGUCCAUAUUGUCCCCAGACUUUUGCCCGAUCAUAUAAUUUGAAGGCACACUGUAAAUCAAACCACAGAGCUCUUCAUAAUAUAGCACAAACUUCAACUGGAUGCACAGGGGAACAAACAACAGAAGUUCAACAGCAGGAAGAAAGAACCUUGUCCUCUAAUGAUCCACAAAAUGUACCUGACAGGAGCCUGGAAGAAAGGAGCUUGAGUGUUGAGGGAAUGUGUGAAACUUUAACAAGCAUAAACUCACACUCAUCAUCAGAGGCUGAGGCUUUGUCAACUGUGGCAAGUAGCCUGGCAGCAUCACUUGGUCUCCCGGAAGAAAGUAUGACGCAGUAUAUGUACACUCAAGGCAGCAAGCUGGACUUUCCUGGAAGUCUAGAAGGCGAUAAAUAUGAAGAAGGAAUGAAUCGACCUAGUAGUGUCAGUGUACAUCUGGUUGAAGCAUCUACCCCAGUUUCAGGCUACCCAGGAGACAUGACAGUGUGCCAUGAUAGGACCUACACUUGUCAAGCACAAAUGCCAUCCACAACAUCAGUUGGAACACUUUAUCCUGUGGGGGUUGUACCAAGCCAAAUUGUUCCAGGCCAGAUGGUACCUGGACAGCUUUUGCCAAGUCAUGUCCUUCCUGGAAACUGUGUUAGUGUAGCAGGUGGCUCUGUCAUUGGAGCAGCUCCUCACAGCUGGACCUAUGUCACUUACCAGGUUCCUACCACCAGUGAUGAUAUACCAGUCAUGACAGAAGCCACAACUUUAACCCCAUCAUCUGUUCAUCCAGAUCACAAUGCAACUGUGGAAGUCACAAUGUCUGGCAAGUCCACAAAUAGUAAUAAUGGAAUCACCUCUAGUUGCGAAGAUCCAAAUCCUCUUGUUAUGAUAACCAGUCCAACACCCCAAGUGAACAUUAGCCAGUCUUCUCAACUCUCGGCUACACAAAGCUAUGACACAUUUUCCUCACAGUUUGUGUGACCAGUAAAUAGAUCUGCUAGUGAGGAUAUCUUAUACCACCCCAGUUAUUGUGUUCUUUAGGUAGAAUUUAAGUUGUCGGAUUGACACAAUAGAAAUUCUUGAUUCACAUCAGAGAAUUUACCUAGCUUAAGUUAAAGUAGCUUGCAAGGUGUUAGAAAUUUUUGAAUAUUAGCAGUGUGUAGUUAAAGUCAUGAUAAGAAAAAGUUGUCACUUUCUUUCUCUUUAAAUGUAAAUCAAUUUUUAUAAAAGUAGUUGGUGUUAUUGGUUUGUCAUUAGGCAGAAUAAAGAAUUACCACAUACAGGCCUAAGGUAAGCAGAUAUUACCUUUAGCAUUAUAAUUUCAUAUUUUCAGUAUAUAUAUGGUUUAUAUAGUUUAGAUCUAUUCACAUUUUUUUAUGGAUUUCUUCCUCUCUUAUGUGUGUAUUAAAUUUUAAUACCUCACAGUUUGUAUAUAGUGUGGAACAUGUAUUGUACUUUCAAGUUAUGAUCUUAAGGGUCAUAUUUAUAUUCACAAUUUGUGAAUUAAAAUAGUACAGAAUACUCUUUGUGUUAAAAACUUUUACAAGUUUAGUUUAUUUAUUUAGUUGCCAAAGCUGAAAAGAGUACAGUAUUUUGUUCCUUUUUUACCAUUACUUCAUAUUAUUGAAAUAACCUUUUCUAUUGGAAAAUAUAGGUACUGACAAUGAAAUGAUGAAUACCUUUUCAAAAAAAUAUGUUAAUUACAAUGCCAUGACAUUUUUGGCUAGAGUAUUUUAUAUAUAGAUCAGUUAAACUCAAUUUGUGAUAGUAUACUGGACUUAAAAAGUCUUAAUUUUUAACAGUGACAUGUUAUUAAAUAGCAUGUUUUUUAUGGACUUAUUAUUUAUUGAUUUGUUGAUUUGAUGUAUAAUUUAUUUAUUUGUUAAAGAAUCUAUCCUCCAUGGACAUUAUUAUAUGGUUGUGUAUUCUAGAUCUGUAAUGUUUCUUAUAUAUUAUCUGUCUUUUUUCAUACGAGGUCAGAAUGUUUGAUGCUAAGAAGUACCAACAUCACAUAGAAUCAUGCCUUGUACUCAUGCUUUGCUCAUACUCACAAUCACAAAGAACCUAGACCCAGACUCAGACACUUUUUUUCCAUCAACGUACUAUCUCUGUCCUUUUACCCUUUAUGACUUAUAUAAUGUUCUCUCAUGAUUUCCAAGUCACAUUUUUAUUGCAACCCUCCUCCCCAUCAGUUUUCAUAACUGCUUAAAAUGUUAUAUCAAUUACUCUGCUUUAUAGUUAUUAAAUUUGGAUGAGUCAUAUAUCAAUACAACAGUAAUCAUAAUGCAAAUGCAUGAACUACUAUGGAUCAGAUACAUUUUAUGUGAUAUAUAUUUUGUUUUUAUUAAUAUAUGAUCGUUUCAUUCAUUUAUUUUAAAGCAAACCAUAUAUUGAGUGAAUGAAUACACUAAUCUUUCAAAAAGAAUCUUAGACAUUCAUGAAUUCCAUUCAGGCUCCUAGAUAUUUUGUUAUUGUGCAAGCAAAGGAUAAGUGAAGUUCAGUCACCUCAAUUUGUAUCAAAUGUCUUUUGCUCUUUUUAAAAGCAGCACUUGAAACUGUGCUGUAGGUUACGUUAGAACUUUUAGAAAGCUGUGUAACCCAUUGCUUAUUUUAUCCCCUCAUUAUAUCAAAAUCUGUCGUUUACUGAAUGAUAGAAGCAAUAACCAUUUUCAAGGAAUAGAUCAGUUAUAUGUGUUGCUCUAUGUAAACAUAUGUCUGGAUGGGUGUGUGAGUGAAUGUAUGCUUGUAUGUUUGUUUGUUUGUUUUAAUAGGAGCAUAUACAUUCACAAAUACAUAUGUAUAUCAUGCAAAAAUCAUUUUGAUUAAAAGAAAUCAGUGAUUCAUGUAGAUAUUUUAUUCAUGUAAUAUUAUAUUGUUAAUUUAUGUAGUAUAUGCCAGUUUUUAUGUACAUUUAGUGUUAAUUGUAAGUUACCUUCAUUUGUAAUACAGAUGGCAAAUGUUA